Penicillium oxalicum is the source of this 1083-nucleotide messenger RNA. RefSeq names its product J domain-containing protein. The transcript is spliced from 3 exons. Bases 1 to 1083 code for a protein of 360 amino acids. Gene Ontology annotation, molecular function: Hsp70 protein binding. Gene Ontology annotation, biological process: cellular response to misfolded protein. The record is from RefSeq and is a predicted model, not a curated record. NCBI's taxonomy places the organism in Eukaryota, Fungi, Ascomycota, Eurotiomycetes, Eurotiales, Aspergillaceae. Gene Ontology annotation, cellular component: endoplasmic reticulum membrane.
AUGCCUUCUGCCACGGCGUCUGGCUCCGACGCCAAAGGUGGAAAUGCACGGUCACGCGAACAUAAUCAAGGCAACCAAGAUCGCACCUACACGCCGGAACAAAAGGCUGCGGUUCUGCGAAUCCGAAAAUGUGGUCCGACCGACUUCUAUGAGAUUCUCGCCAUUGAGAAGACUGCGACGGAUAGUGAAAUUAAAAAGGCGUAUCGGAAGUUGAGUUUGUUGACACACCCUGAUAAGAAUUCCUAUGAUGGGGCAGACGAGGCAUUCAAAAUGGUGUCGCGAGCGUUUCAAAUCCUCUCAGACUCCGACAAGAAGUCUCGUUAUGACCGGUUCGGAGGAGACCCCGACAGCAGAUUCAACCCCGGACCAAGUACGUCGAGCGGAGGCUCUCCGUUCAGUGGAUUCAAUGGAGGAGGAGGAGGGUUCCCUCGCUCUGCCGGGGGUGGGGCAGCCUUCGAUGCGGAAAUAUCACCAGAAGAGAUGUUCAAUCGCUUCUUCAACGGUGGCUUUGGGGGCGGCGGCUUUGGUCCAUUUGCGGGUCCUCAAUUUGUCUUCAACAUGGGCGGAGGACCAGGAUUCCGGGUACACCAGUUUGGAGGAGGUGUGCCACGUCGUCGACCUCGUCCCACGGCAGCAAACAACACCAAUGAGCCCGCGCCUCCCGUGGAUGGAUGGGGCUUCGUUCGUCAACUCUUGCCGCUUAUUCUACUCUUCGUGCUUCCCCUCCUCUCGUCGCUUCUUACCGGCUCUUCGACUCCGGCUGGACCAACAUAUCGAUUUGACGCCCCUCUAAGUCCUCAUACCAUGGGCCGUACCACGCCGAGGCUCAACUUGAACUAUUUUGUAAAUCCAGUUGAUGUGGAAGACUAUAGUGCUCGCAAAUUCCGUCAGCUUGACCAGCGCGUUGAAGUGGACUACAUUACGAGGCUCCGACAUGACUGCGAGUCUGAAGUGCAUAUGCGUGAAAGGAUGAUCCAAGAUGCGCAGGGGUGGUUUUUCCCUGAUGUGGAAAAGAUGAAAGAAGCCCGCGCUUUAGAGCUGAAGCACUGUCGACGGUUGGAGCAAUUAAAGGGCAAAUACUGA